AUGUCACAUUUUCGAAGGAAUUUCGGUAGAUUUACAAGUUCCUCUGCGAGCGAGCAUUAUCAAAGGCAGUUGACGGCUCCCGUCAAUAAAUGGAAGAAACAAUGGGUUACUCCUGUUGGACUAGCACCUGAAAGUUCAUACAAGAUAUGUAAAUGGGUCAAACAGAAAGAAAAGGCCAAACUGACAGGAGCUAUAGAAGUGGAUGAUAACACGCCUAUACCAGAAGAAGGCGAAGGUGAUGAAGAUGAAGACGCAGGUGAAGAUCAGGAGAUGGAAGAAGAUGAUCAAGAUCAAGAUCAGAAUGAAGAUGAGGGAGACGAAGGUGAAGGGGAAGGUGAAGGGGAGAACGAUGAAGAAGAAGAUGGUAAAGCAACUACUACUUCUGCUCAAACCCCUGCUCCCGCCGUCACAGUGGAUACCGCAGACACCACGACACAAACCCCGCCGCAGCCCGAACCUAUAUCAACAACAGCGAAAGAAGGAGAAGAAUCCUCCACCAAACCUACCGAUGCAGCUGUAGAUACGCAGGAGAAGGAAGUGGUGCCGACAUCUACGACUAUCGAGAAGGAGAAAGAAUCCACACCUGCACCAGAAAAGGAGAAAGAAGAGAAUCAUGAGUCUACCAUUCCGGCGCAUCAAACCAUCCCUUCAAACGCCAUUGAGAUCCACCCCAUCGCACCUUCCGCGACGGAAAGCGGUUUGGGUGAAAUCUCGACUGAGCCAUUGAUGGAGAUGGAAACUCGUCCGGCUGAAGAUUCAGCAGAAAAGAUGGAUAUUGAGGAGGAGCCAAAGGAGAAGGUGGAGGAAGAGGAUAAAGGAUUGGUUCAUGGUGAGAUGGAUGCUCCGACGAAAGCUUUGGAGGUGGAAAAUACAGAAGUCCCCAAAGAGGUGGAAAAGGAGUAA
Messenger RNA from Kwoniella botswanensis, 903 nucleotides. RefSeq lists its product as uncharacterized. The record is from RefSeq and is a predicted model, not a curated record. The coding region runs from base 1 to 903 and encodes 300 amino acids. Lineage: Eukaryota; Fungi; Basidiomycota; Tremellomycetes; Tremellales; Cryptococcaceae. The transcript has 5 exons.